Helianthus annuus (common sunflower) is the source of this 2080-nucleotide messenger RNA. Its product is annotated as probable protein phosphatase 2C 12. The coding region runs from base 344 to 1606 and encodes 420 amino acids. The record is from RefSeq and is a predicted model, not a curated record. Lineage: Eukaryota; Viridiplantae; Streptophyta; Magnoliopsida; Asterales; Asteraceae. The transcript is spliced from 10 exons. Gene Ontology annotation, molecular function: protein serine/threonine phosphatase activity. Gene Ontology annotation, biological process: protein dephosphorylation.
AGGAAACAGUUACAGCUCAUAUACAUUACUGAAGUCGGCUUUUUGAAGCAGAAAGCGGUGCGCGUUUUGUACGCUCGCACAGCACAUGACAUGAUUAUCAAUAAACAACAAAAAAACUCUAUAAACCCCUUCAUUCGCCCCUAUUUUUCCUCCAAAUCGCAUCGAAUCUGCUUCUUAAUCUUACUUUUCCGUUUGCAAAUUCGAAUUUCUUACAUCCGAUUUGCCGUUAACGUCAUCGAAUCUCUGGUUUUGUUGUGAUGGAGGUGGAUCUGGAGGAGGUUUAGUGUGUUUGUUAGGUUUGGAUUGAAGGAUAUAGGUGUGGAUUUGUGAAGGAAGUGAGGAAAUGGCUGCGGUUAAGGGUGAGCAUCAUCACGCGAUUCCGUUAUCGGUGUUGUUGAAACGUGAACUGGCGAGUGAGAAGACGGAGAGACCGGAGAUUACUUGUGGUCAGGCUAGCCAGUCUAAGAAAGGGGAGGAUUUCGCGUUGGUUAAGACGGAAUGUCAACGUGUGUUAGGGGAUGGUGUCACUACGUAUUCGGUAUUUGGGAUAUUUGACGGUCAUAAUGGGUCUGCGGCAGCUAUAUAUGCUAAGGAGAACCUUUUAAACAAUGUAUUGGGAGCUAUUCCUAAAGACCUUAACCGAGAUGAAUGGGUCACAGUGUUGCCCAGGGCUUUGGUGGCAGGAUUUGUGAAAACAGAUAAAGAUUUCCAAGAACAAGUUCAAUCCUCAGGAACAACUGUCACCUUUGUAAUUAUCGAAGGAUCAGUUAUCACCGUAGCUUCUGUUGGUGAUUCCCGCUGCAUACUUGAGUCUGCAGAUGGUGGCUUAUAUUAUUUAUCAGCAGAUCACAGGCUUGAUUGCAGUGAAGAAGAGAGGGAGCGUGUCACUGCAAGUGGCGGUGAGGUUGGUCGGCUUAAUGCUGGUGGUGGUGCACAAAUUGGUCCUUUGAGAUGUUGGCCCGGUGGAUUGUGCCUCUCCCGAUCGAUUGGAGAUGUAGACGUUGGAGAGUUCAUCGUGCCUGUUCCUUAUGUUAAGCAAGUGAAGCUGUCCUCUGCUGGUGGAAGGAUGAUUAUUGCAAGCGAUGGGGUAUGGGAUGCCAUGUCAGCAGAAGCAGCUCUAGUUUGUUGUCGUGGACUGCCACCAGAUACAGCAGCUGCACAAAUUGUUAAAGAAGCUGUACAAUUCAAAGGAUUAAGGGAUGACACAACCUGCAUUGUCGUUGAUAUUCUUCCUCCAGAAAAGACGAACUCUAACGUCCCACAUGCAAAGAAGACUGGUAAAGGGGUAUUAAAAUCCAUGUUUAGGAGAAAGAGUUCCGGGUCUCCCCCUCAGGUUGAUGCAGUGUAUCUUCAGCCAGAUGUGGUGGAAGAGCUAAUAGAGGAAGGAUCAGCUUUGCUUUCAGAAAGGUUACAUACCAAAUACCCGUUGUCUAACUUGUUCAAAUUGUUCACUUGUGCGGUGUGUCAAAAAGAAAUGAAACCAGGGGAGGGUAUUUCCGUACUUUCAGGAGCGGGUAAUUCGGCCAAACCAAAUCCUUGGGAUGGUCCUUUUCUUUGCUUAAGCUGCCAUGAGAAAAGAGAGGCCAUGGAAGGCAAAAGACCUUAAGUAAUCGGUGGCUAUACAUAUGACCCGAGUAUGGAUGCGAAGACCGAAAAAGGCUGAUUUUGAGAUAAGUUACUAUGUAAAAUUGCUCAACCUACCUUUGAGCCUUGAUCAAUAAUUCUUUUGUAAUUCUUUCUUGUGCUCAAGUUGGGCCACUACUGUAGUUAAAAUCUUGCCCUAAUUCCAUGUUCAUAUAACAAGGGAAGGGAGGAAGCCUAAAAUGUGCUAGGCUUGGAGAAAUUACAUAAAACCCCAUUGAAUAGAAUUGGGGGUCUCUAAUUGGACAGUUGACAGAAAGUUUGUCUUGGAAUUUUAAUUAUUAUGAGGGUAUCAAUUUUUUGAAAUUCUUGUAUUACUAGAUUCUCUUAAUUGAACACUGUUUCAGAUUUGUCUGUAUUAUGAUAUGAUAUUCAUUCAUAGUAACUUUAAGAUCUUGUACUAUCAUGAUUCUGUUUUCAUGAAACAUUUUUUCUAUUU